Helicoverpa armigera (cotton bollworm) is the source of this 3319-nucleotide messenger RNA. RefSeq names its product sodium-dependent noradrenaline transporter. The coding region runs from base 187 to 3096 and encodes 969 amino acids. Gene Ontology annotation, molecular function: dopamine:sodium symporter activity. NCBI's taxonomy places the organism in Eukaryota, Metazoa, Arthropoda, Insecta, Lepidoptera, Noctuidae. The transcript has 21 exons. The record is from RefSeq and is a predicted model, not a curated record. Gene Ontology annotation, biological process: sodium ion transmembrane transport; dopamine uptake involved in synaptic transmission. Gene Ontology annotation, cellular component: presynaptic membrane; neuronal cell body membrane; plasma membrane.
UCAGUCAGUCGCGAUCGGCCCGCCAGCGAGUACACACGUCCCGCGCUCGCUCCGUAACUUCGUAACUUAACGUAACGUGAACAAACACUUUUCAUUGAGUGCCCUUUAACUUCUGAAGCCAAUAAAUCGGAACUUAUUAAGAUUUAUGGCAGGUGACAUGGAGGAGCGGGUAGCGUAGCGGCCGGCAUGGCGGGCAUGCCCGUGCUGGGGAACAGCGUCGGCGCAGGCGAGCUGCGCGACAACAGCCGAGAAGCCAGCAACAGGUCGUCAAGCAGCGGCUCUCGGCGCGGUUCCUCCCCCCACCACGCUCAGGAGCAUGAAACAUGCGAUGCGACGGUUCACAAGUCGGACGUGACGCGAACAAGACCCACCAGCUAUGAGAGAGAGUACCACGAUAAGGUGCCUACUAUGGCAACUCUCAGCGGCGGCGGCGUGGUGACGCACACGGCUCCGUCAUAUGAAGAACAGCGCGCGAACCCUGCACUGCUGAGCCGCGGAGCCAGCGGCACUCCAGGCGGCCGCAGCGUCAGGGAUGAUGGCUACUGCUCAGCUAGCAGCACGCCACGGGCUUUUGAUAACAAAUCAACGAAAGGCUCAGUUGUAACUCUGUCAUGUUAUAAAAAGGAGCCGAAAAUACAAAUAGAGGAAGAAUGCUUUUACAGUGAAACAUCGAAAAAGCUAAGAACAAAUAGUAUUAAACCAGAAGAGGGUGAUGGGCGUGAGACGUGGGGCACGGGGGCAGACUUUCUGCUGUCCAUCAUCGGUUUUGCAGUGGACUUGGCGAAUGUCUGGCGGUUCCCUUAUCUGUGCUACAGGAAUGGAGGAGGUGCAUUCCUGAUCCCGUACACGCUGAUGCUGGUCUUCGGAGCGGUGCCGCUGUUCUACAUGGAGCUCAUCCUCGGACAGUACAACCGACAGGGACCCAUCACACUGUGGAAGAUAUGCCCGUUGUUUAAAGGUGUCGGCUUUUGUGCGGUCAUGGUGGCUUUCUACGUGUCGUUUUACUACAACGUCAUUAUUGGUUGGGCCCUCUACUUCCUAAUAUCAUCAGCUCGGUCAGAACUGCCGUGGGUGCACUGUGACAACUCCUGGAACACGGAGCAGUGUUGGGACUCUGGCAGGAUCAAUGGCACCAGUAACAGAACUGACGUGCGGUAUCAAGGACCUCUGUCGCAUUUCACACCGGCUUCGGAGUUUUUUCAUCGAGCGGUCCUCGAGAUGCAACAUUCAGAAGGUCUGAAUGACCUCGGCUUCCCGAAGUGGCAGCUAGCCAUCUGCCUGGGACUGGUCUACGUCACCCUGUACCUAUCACUGUUCAAGGGGGUUAAGAGCUCUGGCAAGGUGGUAUGGCUAACUGCGACCAUGCCGUACGUGGUGCUGUCGAUCCUGCUGGCGCGAGGACUGCUGCUGCCGGGAGCCACCAGGGGCAUCGCCUACUACCUGCAGCCGGAGCUCACACGAUUGAAGGAUACACAAGUGUGGGUAGACGCAGCAGUUCAGAUCUUCUACUCAGUGGGAGCUGGCUUCGGAGUGCAUCUAUCCUACGCCAGUUAUAACACUUUCCACAACAAUUGCUACAGAGACUGCUUGGUGACUACAUUGGUAAACUGUUUCACUUCAUUCUUCUCCGGGUUCGUGAUCUUCACAUAUCUCGGCUUCAUGUCCUACAAGCAAGGAGUUCCCAUAUCUUCUGUUGCCACUGAAGGUCCUGGACUGGUAUUCCAAGUGUAUCCAGAAGCAGUCGCUACUCUUCCCGGAGCGAGUCUAUGGGCGAUGCUAUUCUUCUUCAUGCUCAUAAUGCUUGGAUUGGAUUCGGGGAUGGGUGGUCUGGAGUGCGUGAUCACGGGGCUGCUGGACCAGGCGCGCGCGUGCGGCGCCGUGUGGCUCCGCCGCGAACACUUCACACUGCUCGUCGUCUGCGUCUCCUUCUGCGUGGCCUGCAUCAAUGUCACACCGGUAGGUUUGUUACUAUAUUGUAUGGAGCAGAUGGGUGGUCUGGAGUGCGUGAUCACGGGGCUGCUGGACCAGGCGCGCGCGUGCGGCGCCGUGUGGCUCCGCCGCGAACACUUCACACUGCUCGUCGUCUGCGUCUCCUUCUGCGUGGCCUGCAUCAAUGUCACACCGGUAGGUUUGUUACUAUAUUGUAUGGAGCAGAUGGGUGGUCUGGAGUGCGUGAUCACGGGGCUGCUGGACCAGGCGCGCGCGUGCGGCGCCGUGUGGCUCCGCCGCGAACACUUCACACUGCUCGUCGUCUGCGUCUCCUUCUGCGUGGCCUGCAUCAAUGUCACACCGGUAGGUUUGUUACUAUAUUGUAUGGAGCAGAUGGGUGGUCUGGAGUGCGUGAUCACGGGGCUGCUGGACCAGGCGCGCGCGUGCGGCGCCGUGUGGCUCCGCCGCGAACACUUCACACUGCUCGUCGUCUGCGUCUCCUUCUGCGUGGCCUGCAUCAAUGUCACACCGGUAGGUUUGUUACUAUAUUGUAUGGAGCAGAUGGGUGGUCUGGAGUGCGUGAUCACGGGGCUGCUGGACCAGGCGCGCGCGUGCGGCGCCGUGUGGCUCCGCCGCGAACACUUCACGCUGCUCGUCGUCUGCGUCUCCUUCUGCGUGGCCUGCAUCAAUGUCACACCGGGAGGCAUCUACAUGUUCCACCUGCUGGACACGUACGCGGCCGGCAUUUCCUUGCUCUGCUCGGCGCUCUUCGAAGCCGUUGCUGUGUCCUGGUUCUAUGGUUUGAAGCGGUUCUCUGAUGAUGUAGAAGAGAUGUUGGGCUUCAGACCUGGUCUCUACUGGAGGAUAUGCUGGAAGUUCGUCAGUCCUACCUUCAUUAUUGGUGUAGUGGUCUUCGGUCUCCUAUACCAGCAGCCACUGCAGUACCAGCACUACACGUACCCGCCCUGGGCGGUGGUGCUCGGCUGGGGGCUCGCCUGCUCCUCCAUCCUCAUGAUACCUGUCGUCGCCGUGUACAAGCUGCUGUCCACCCCCGGCACAUUCAGACAGCGUCUAGCAUGCUGCAUAUCACCAGAAUCUGAACACGAAGCGAUCAGGGGCGGAGCUCCCGUCAGCCGCUUCAGUUGGAAACACUGGCUUUACGUCUAAGCGAACAAACGCUUUGCUUGAACACUCGUGGCAUGAACCCUGAGGAAGGGGAGCGGAGAAGAAUGGAGAAGAAACUAAAUAAGGAAGUUGCUGCUUAAAACUUCUGUGGUUUUCAUUCUGCGGAAACUUCUCGGUCUAAAGUAGGACCGAUUGUUUGAAUUGCUAAAAAAAUGUCGUCGUUACAAACAACAAAUAUUGUAGUACUUUAUUGAUUUAAGUUUGA